This is a messenger RNA of Aspergillus sclerotioniger CBS 115572, 2586 nucleotides long. RefSeq lists its product as uncharacterized. NCBI's taxonomy places the organism in Eukaryota, Fungi, Ascomycota, Eurotiomycetes, Eurotiales, Aspergillaceae. The coding region runs from base 1 to 2586 and encodes 861 amino acids. The transcript has 8 exons. The record is from RefSeq and is a predicted model, not a curated record. Gene Ontology annotation, biological process: septin cytoskeleton organization. Gene Ontology annotation, cellular component: endocytic vesicle; cytoplasm; plasma membrane.
AUGGAUCUCUCACGGCAGGAGUAUCCAGCGUUGCUGGCCUCUUUGCAGCCCGGCCAAGCCACAAACGUGCUCAAUGAGCGCAUUCGCGUCAUAAACAAAGUCAAUGCGGACAUCGCGGACUGGCUCCAGGAACGUCGUCGCAUUGAAGAAUUAUAUGCUCAAGGGCUCCGGAAACUUGCGCAUCGGCCACAGCUGGACAAUGGCGCGGCGCUCGGUGUCUUUCAAAUCCCGUGGCAGCGCAUAAUCAGUGCCACUGAAUCAAUAGCCCUGUCACACGAAACCUUCGCACAUAAGAUCGAUGAGGACGUCGAACGUCCGUUGAGAGAAUAUAGCACCAAGAACCGAGAGCUAUCGUCAAUGCCUGGUAUUCAAAGUGACCUUGCAGGAUUGGCUAAAAAUUACGACACGUGUCACAAGAAGGUGGAAAAGGCCAGGGAAAAGGGUCCUAAAGGUGCAGAUAAACUAGCUAGCGCCGUGGCCGCUGCGGAAGAAAUCAGCCAGCAAUGGGACUCAAGGGCGCCGUUUGUAUUUGAACAGCUUCAAGCAGCAGACGAGAGCCGUCUCAACCACCUUCGGGAUGCUCUUACACAGUUAGAGACCCAUGAGACAGAUCAGGUUGAGCGCUGUCGCCAAGCUGCUGAGAGCUGCUUGAACGUUCUUCUCAACGUGGAGACUGCCGACGAGAUCAAGACAUUUGCUGCGAAAGUCAAUGGAGGGAGGCCUGUCGUACCGAGGAGACAGCAGACUACCUCGCCUCCCCCAGUAGCACCUCUUUCUCCUCCACCGCGCCUACAGGAUGACGCUGCUAGCCAGCGAUCGGAGCAUUCGGGGCCGAUCAGGACGCCUCCUGUUCCUGAGCCUCGGCAUAAUGCUCCCCUCGGUGGUCUCAAAAGGCUGGGGACGGUCAUGAACCGACGUAGGAGCAUCGUUGGGCCCUCUAGUGCCGCCCCCUUCUUUUCAGACAAGAAACAUCGCAGUCCGUUUGCCUCUUUCAAGAGGGGAGACUCGCGUGAUCUACAGAUUCCUGAGACCCCUCCCGACGGAUCCGAGCGUCCUGGAACCGCCAUGACGACUCAGGAUAGCUAUGCUGAAGCGCCGGGCGUUUUGAGCGAAACCCACGAGAAUGAGGGCUUUUCGGGCGUGACGUCCAACACGGAGCCCCAGUCGGCACCGGGUACAGCCAACGGAACAACAUCUCAUGAAGCUCUCCCUGAAGCAGUUCCUACAAACAUAGCCCCAAAUGAGCCACGCGUGGACUCGGAGGGUUUCUCGGAGCGACCAGAGACCAUUGACGAAAUCACAAGGGCUCAAAGAGAGGCAGCUGGGCUGGAAGAGUCGGGGAUGAACUUGACGAUCAGAGACCAACCGAUCUUCGAGGACGAAGAUCAAGCUAAGCAAGCGAUGGAUGAUAUGGCUAAUCAGCUCCGACUGCGAGCCCAGCAAAGUGGCGCAAGACGAAACGCCGGAACCCUGCGUGGCCGCCGCGAUGUCCGUAACACAGUCUUUAUCCCUACCCCAGGAAAUGAGAUCCCUGCUGUGCCGUCGGCUUUGGAUAUGUCGGUGCCGACCUCCCCAUCGUUGCAGACCAGGCAUGUUGCUUCCCCUAGUACCGCUACAGACGACCAUGCCAUGUCCGACACGACUUCUAUCCGCUCGUCUCAUACUUUGCAUAAUGCCCCGAGCCCUGUUUCGCACCCCGAGCUACACGAGCCGGGUCUGAAUGCAUCGAUCAUCGACACGGUCAGUGCGUGGUUCACCGAGGGCGCGGUGACCAAGUCAUUUGUUCUUGGGGAGCUUGCAUUGGCGUACAAUGCCACCCCUGAUGUGACACCGGGAAGCACCCGAGUCCGCCUCGACAACUUCCAGAUUCUAGAAAAGGUGGCCGCAAACCCGCAUUUUGUGAGCGAGGAUAAGGGCAAGGAUCAGUCCGAUGAGAAGCGGGGUGAAUAUAGCAUCAAUCUUUCCAGCAUUGCGCGACCCUCGCCGACCGUGGCUUUCAAGUACCAGGUCCACAUGGAUCCCGCGGUGGCCGCAGCCUAUUGCCCUGUUAUUUUCAAACCGGUGUGGAAUCUUGAAGAACACCAGGCGAGCGCAAUCAUCUUCUAUUCUAUCAACUCGUCGUCCAUGCCUGCAUCGGGGAGUUCCAUCACCCUCAAAAACUUGGUCUUGACUGUGAACUUGGACACGUCUCCUGUGGAAGGGCGCGAAGCAGCCCAUGCCACGGCUGCUGUCAUGUAUCCCAACACCGGAGCAACCUUUCGUCGCAAACAAUCUGCAGUGACCUGGAAGAUUCCCGAGCUUGAGGUCAAGGCUGGAUCUGAUGCCAAAUUGCUAGUCCGGUUCUCGACAGCCACCAGUUGGCCGCGGAAGGGCAAGGUUGAUGCCAAGUUCGAGAUUCACACCAUUGAUGAUGGAUCCCGCUUGAGAAUCAGCGCCGCUUCCUCAACGGAGCAGGCGCCGAGGAAAGGCUCCGAUCCCUUUGCAGACGAAGAGUUUGGGGAAACCACUGAGGCGCAGUCAUCCUUGGAAUGGCGAAGUGUUCCCACCGCACGGAAGCUACUCGGCGGAAAAUAUGUCUCUUCCUAA